Molecule: messenger RNA, 540 nt
Organism: Gracilinanus agilis (Agile Gracile Mouse Opossum)
Lineage: Eukaryota; Metazoa; Chordata; Mammalia; Didelphimorphia; Didelphidae
Gene: RPS20
Product: ribosomal protein S20
Exons: 4
Coding region: 144-503 (119 amino acids)
Biological process (GO): translation
Cellular component (GO): cytosolic small ribosomal subunit; ribosome
Molecular function (GO): RNA binding; structural constituent of ribosome
Source: RefSeq, a predicted model, not a curated record
GGCCCGACACCGCCCUUUCCUCUUUGGGGAAGAUAACCUCGCUGCAAGCGCGUGGAGUAGGCAAUCUCUGCCUCUCCUCCUCCUGACUCACCGCUGUUCACUCUCUCCGAGGAAUAAGUCGGUCAGGAAGCCGCAUCGCUGCCAUGGCAUUCAAAGACACCGGCAAGGCACCUGUGGAGCCCGAAGUGGCCAUUCACCGAAUUCGAAUCACCCUCACCAGCCGCAACGUGAAAUCCCUGGAAAAGGUAUGUGCUGACCUAAUUAGAGGGGCCAAAGAAAAGAACUUGAAAGUGAAAGGACCUGUUCGAAUGCCCACUAAGACCCUUCGGAUCACAACUAGGAAAACUCCCUGUGGUGAAGGUUCAAAGACAUGGGAUCGGUUCCAGAUGAGAAUUCAUAAACGCCUCAUUGAUUUGCACAGCCCUUCUGAAAUUGUUAAACAGAUUACUUCUAUCAGCAUUGAACCAGGUGUUGAAGUUGAAGUUACCAUUGCAGAUGCCUAAUCAAUUAUCUAUUUUAAUAAAUUGAUUGCAACGAUUA